This is a messenger RNA of Nipponia nippon (crested ibis), 1737 nucleotides long. NCBI's taxonomy places the organism in Eukaryota, Metazoa, Chordata, Aves, Pelecaniformes, Threskiornithidae. The record is from RefSeq and is a predicted model, not a curated record.
AUGGCUGCAGCUGGUGCCCUCUUCAAAAGUGGGUCCCCCCUUGUUGCUCUCAGCUCUGGGCUGCAAAGAGCAGAGAAGCUGGGGGACGGCAUCUCUGAUCUUAGCAUCUCUGCUGCUGCAUUGGCAUUAUCAAUGCAAAAGCCCACGACAGAGAAGGAUGGAGCAAGUCCAGUCUGCAAGCGUUGGAUCACCCAGAGGGGACUGGUGGGAGAAGCAGAAGCUGCCCCGUGUCCCGAGAGCCGUGUGGAUCAGACGCAGACCAAUGUCCAGGAAGGGGCAGAUGGAGCUGUCAGGAAUUCAGCAGAACUCACCUCUCAGGGUGAACCUGUGUUGCAAUACUUCGCAGAAAGCACACAGCCCAGCACGUUUGUUCCCUGUACUACAACUCCAGCCUGCCUGCUCCAGGCCGAGCUGGUGAAUUACGAGCGAGUCAAGGAGUACUGCCUCAAAGUGCUUCAGAAAGAAGGCGAGAACUUCAAGGCUCUCUAUCGAUCAGGAGUGGCGUUUUACCACCUGGGUGACUUCAACAAGGCCCUCUACUACCUGAAAGAGGCAAGAUCCCGCCAGCCGACAGAUACCAAUGUCAUACGAUAUAUCCAGCUGACAGAGAUGAAGCUCAGCAGAUGUUCCCAGAGAGAGAAAGAAGCCUUGUGAAAAUGAAGCCGCUUCAGCUGAAGUGCCCAAGGGGGAACAUUUCCUUCCUAGAAGCCCAUUUGGUGGAUUUUCCUGUUUGCUCUGCUUCAUCCUCAUCUCCUCAUCUCCUCAUCCAUCCACUCUCCCUUGCUCUUCAUUGAAUCCCAGUUUUGAAAAAAGAGACAGACACUGGAUAUGGCUGCUUGCCAACCACGGUAAUACCCCUUCCCCAUGGCAGGAGAGCACAACGGCUACAGCCAGCCUUGUUCCAAGACAGUGUCACACUUCUGGAGUAGGCAAUGCUGCGGGACCUUUCUGGUCCUGAGCUGACUGCCUAUUACCCUUAGGGAAGCAACCCCCAGAACAACGAAUUCCUGACCAGGCAAGUUGGAGACAAACAGUUUCUACUCUGAGUGAUCACUGGAGCUUGGAAGAGCUAAGAAACCAAGAGGGCCGCUGGUCAUUUUGCAGGGGAUAGCAAAUGCCUUUUUACCAUCAGUUCCCUCUGCCUGCUUCUCCAGUGUGCGUUAUCAGUCUCCAGUGAGAGCUCACACGCUCCCAGUCUAAUGCCAGUGAAAACUGUUUCUAAACAUCCUCUUAAUGAAAGCACAGAUCACCCUACAAACCCCACCCCCCGCAGAGCUGUCCCGGUGCCGGAGGAGAAGGCUGUGGGCUACCACAGAACGCUGAAUGGACUAUGAAAGCAUGGUGUACAGUGUGAGGGAAAAACUGUGAAAUAAUUCAUUAAAGGCAAAUAAAAAUUAUUAAUAGGCAACAAGUCCAGGCAUUGCUUUUCGAAGGGACCUCUUGGGUUCCCCGUGUCCAGACAGGCAACAUUGUCUAGUGGGGGGCAGCAUGGGGUGGGGAACAAGGGACGUCUCCAUUCUUAUCUUGGCUCUGCCAACACCUUGCUGUGUGAUCUUGGGCAAGUCACUUAGCCUCUCUGUGCCUCAGUUUCCCCAUCUGUACACUGGGGAUAAUAAUACUUCCCUACCUCGCAGGGGUGUUGUGAGGAUGUACUAGUUAAUGUUUGUAAGUAACAGUACAGUGAUGUACAGUGCUAAGUAUUAUUAGUACAUUGGAUUGAGGUCUUGAUUCUCCCAC